GUCUGUCUAGAUGUUCGUCUUCCUUUCGUUCAAUCUCUAAACUGUUACAUUUCACGAAAGCAGCAGCAGCAGCCCAAAUACCAUGGCUCCUCUCCGGAGCUCUGGUGGAUCCAAACCCUUCAAGGUGAUUAGUAUAUUUGAUCCAAUGACUUGGAGACGACGCCUGGAUCUGGACACUCGAACCUUCCUCAUGAUGUUGAAAGGUGCUUUGCCACCGACCAUUGUCAUUGCGAUUUAUCAGAGCAGCUCUAUAGCGGACAUUACCCUCACUAUCGGCUACCUCUCCGCUCUGAUCUCUGUCCUGUCGCAGGCUCUAAUGCCCCGCGCCAAGUUCAUGAAGAUCAUGUUCUUCGACCUACUUUCGACAUGCGUGUCCGCCUCGCUUUGUUGCCUGGCCAUAUUCUGUGCUGUCAAAGCAAGAGAGCAUAACACCCCCAAAGAUGCAAGCGAGAGUGUCCGCAAUGGCUUCAGCAGCGAUGCCUGCGCCGUGUCUGCUAUAUGGCUGAUAUUCAUGAUCUGGGGCGCGAACACAAUCCGUGCUUGGAAACCGCUCGAACUUCAAGACCCGAUGGUGGCAUUCUCCAUUUUUUGCUCGGUAACCAUCACCCGAGGUGGCACGUUCGUGACUUUAUCAGAAGGGCUGGGCUUUAUCAGCCGACUAUUGCAGGGGUUUAUGCUGGGAUUUGCGAUCUCUAUUGGCGUGUCUCUCUUCAUUCUACCGAUUACCAGCAGGGGAAACGUGUUUGAGGACAUCAGGGGCUACGUUGCGCAGAUCGACGCUGUACUACAAGCCCAUAUCGCCUUCGUCGGGAGGACUUCAGAAAUGUGGGCUGGCGGGCAGGGUCUAUUGAAUCGAACUCACGCUGCCAGGGGCAUGGAAGACACAGAGGAUAACAGAAAAUCAGAUAUGGAAUUGAAAAAGAAAGCUCUCGGCACGGCGGUAACGAAAUUGAAUGCCCUGCACGGAAAAUUGCAGUCUGAUUUGUUCUAUUCGAAGAAUGAGAUUGCCUGGGGAAAGCUUUCGGCCGGAGAUCUGGGCAGUAUUGGAGGCUUGCUACGAAGCCUUUUGUUACCGCUCUCCGGAAUGGCAAUGCUGCCAGAUAUCCUGGAGAUGAUUGUGAAGAAUGAGGGCACUCGCAAUAACAGCAUGGGUUCAUGUGAAAAUGGCAAUGGCGAGGAAGCUUCUACGAAACACACCGAGCUGGAGAAAGUUGCCGAGACGCUUCAUGAGAGAUUGGUAGAGUCUGCUCGUCUGGUCGUAGUCGGCUUGCAGUAUCUUCUGCUCAGCCUGGAAUUACAGAAAAGAAAACAUUUUGAGAAACAACACCGAGACCAAGAUGAGGAAGCAACAGGAGACAUACUUCAUCCGUUGCAGCAAGGCUUCACGGCACGAUUUCGACAAGAGAUUAGCCGGUACUAUUCCCACCGCAAAGACCUUACGAGAACACUAGCCUCUCUUGAGGCAUUUUCCGUUUCUGAAAAGACGGAUGAUGCCUCAUCGUACAAUGGCCGGGGACCCAUCGCAGCCGGUUCCGAUGUGAAGCAAGAAUUUUUCAUGAUUCUGUACAUGAGCCAUCUGCAAGACAACAUUUUGAAGGCGACUCUCGACCUGAUUCAAUUCGCAGAUGAGAAAAAGGAAGACGGCACGAUGAAACGCAACCGAUUCAUAUUUCCGAAACAGAAGACUGUUCUACAAUGGUUGUCUCUCGACUCCGAGGACAAUGAUACCAGUGCAACCGCUGAGCGACGGCAGUCUUCCCACGUUAGCCCCUCAGCCAGCUAUCAAGAGCGCGAAGCAAAGACAUUCCCAGAUCCCGAGCACCUGCCACCUGCCAACUUCUUUGAGAAAGGAAGCACGGUGCUUCGUGUGAUUUCAAAGGUGAUCAAGUCUGAAGAGAGUAUCUUCGGAUUCCGUGUUGCGGCAGCGGCAUUUUGCGUCGGUAUCUUAGCCUUCCUGCGUCAGACCCAGGACUUCUUCAUCCACCAAAGAUGUAUCUGGGCUAUGAUUGUUAUUGUGAUUGGCAUGAACCCAACCAGUGGACAAACGAUGUUUGGCUUUGUUGCUCGGAUCGCUGCAACUGUUGUAUCGGUGGUUUUGAGUUUGGUGGUAUGGUAUAUCGUGGAUGGAAAGACUCCAGGUGUUAUAAUCUUCCUCUACCUCGCCAAUGUAUUUGAGUACUACUUCUACAUCAAGGUUCCUCAAUACUUCGGCGCAACUGUCAUUGCGAUCGUCACUUUCAAUGUCAUCGUAGGAUACGAGCUACAGGUUCGCAAACUCGGAGUCGAGGUCGCCACCUCGAACGGCCAACCGUACUACCCCAUCUACAUCUUUGGCCCCUACAAGCUCGCAGCAGUCGCGGCUGGCUGCGCCAUCUCCUUCUUCUGGGUAAUCUUUCCCUACCCGAUUACCGCCAAAACUACUCUACGCAAAGCUCUCGGACGAGGACUCUUCGUCCUCGCGAAAUUCUACAGCUGCAUGCACACAACGAUCGAGCUCUGGUUCAACGGGGAGCUCGGUAGCCUGCAGGACGUGCGCUCAGCAUCCCAGGACCUCGACACCAUCCGGCACAAGAUCUUCAAAGAGGAGAUACUGCUCCUCAACAGCCUCCGCAUGCACAGCCACUUUAGCACCUUCGAGCCCCCGAUCGGCGGCAAGUUUCCCAGGCCAACCUACGACCGCAUCAUCGGCCAGAUCCAGCACAUGCUCACCAGCAUGGCGCUAAUGGCACACACCACGCAGAACCUGGACGCUUUAUCCAGUACUGACAGUUCCAACCCCCACGAUGCGGAGAACAAAUGGGUCUCGAGACUCGCCUCGAUCGCGUUGCAAUCGACGGGGUUCAAAUCACAUCAGGUCACUUCGCUGCUGUGCCAUCUGUCGGCGGCGAUGAUGAAUGCGCAGCCGCUGCCGCCGUAUCUGUCGACGGGGGACUCCUUUCCUCUGGCGCGGGAGCUGCAGCGCAUUGAUGGCGAAUUGUUGAGUAUCCAACAUGUGGAGGAUCCGGCGUUUUCUGCAUUCGUAUGUCUGGAGGUAUUGCGGUCGGUGUUGAGCUUCACUCUGGAUGAAUUGUUACGUGAUGUGCGUAGCCUUGUCGGGGAACUGAGCUUCGAUUUUCAUGUGCGCAAUGCGCGGGAUCAUUCGGAAUCGCAACGUUUGAUGUCGGAGGUUGAUACAGGGGAGUGACAUGUGCAG
Aspergillus homomorphus CBS 101889 is the source of this 3193-nucleotide messenger RNA. RefSeq names its product MFS transporter. The coding region runs from base 83 to 3184 and encodes 1033 amino acids. The transcript is spliced from 6 exons. The record is from RefSeq and is a predicted model, not a curated record. Lineage: Eukaryota; Fungi; Ascomycota; Eurotiomycetes; Eurotiales; Aspergillaceae.